GAUAGCCCCCCGCCUUCCUCUCUUAUUCGUGCCCCGCCCGCCCGCUCGCGGCAUCCGCAGCUGCUUCGUCGUCCUUCGCCCCUUCCUUCUCUCUCGCCGCCCGGGGAGGCGGAGGGCUCUCCCGGCUCCGGGGAAGAGGCCGCCAUUGCUGGUGCCGCUCUGAGUGGGGAAGAUGGUUGUCCAGGAGUUCAUAGUUGAUCUCAACAAGCCUCUUGUUUUCCAGGUUGGUCAUCUUGAGGAACGUUACCAGGAAUGGGUUCACCAACCUAUUGUCAGCAAGGAGGGUCCACGUUUUUUUGGAAAUGAUGUCCUGGAGUUCUUGACAUGCACGAAGUGGUGGGCUGUGCCAACCAUAUGGCUGCCUGUUGUUUGCUACUUGUUCGCGAAAUCUAUUUUGAUGGGCCAUACCAUUCAGGAAGUAGUUCUGAUGGCUCUGUUUGGAAUAUUUAUUUGGACGUUGAUUGAAUAUACUUUGCACCGCUUUCUAUUCCACAUUGAGACUAAAACCUACUGGACAAACACUGCACAUUACCUUCUUCACGGAUGCCACCAUAAGCACCCAAUGGACUCGCUCAGGCUUGUAUUUCCUCCUACUGCAACAGCGAUUUUGUGUUUCCCGUUCUGGAACCUUGUUGCAUUCUUUGCAACUCCAUCUACCACUCCUGCAUUAUUUGGCGGUGGUCUAUUGGGAUAUGUGAUGUAUGAUUGCACUCACUACUACCUGCACCAUGGACAACCAUCCAAAGAUCCAGCAAAACAUCUCAAGCGGUAUCACCUCAACCACCACUUUAGAAUCCAAGACAAGGGCUUUGGCAUCACCUCAACGCUCUGGGACACUGUUUUCGGUACAUUACCACCAUCGACAACCGGGAAGAAGAACUGACGCACAUAGCACAAUUCUUGGCAUGAGAUUCUAGGGGAUUUGUAAUAUAUUCAAGCUAGGUACAAUUCUAGUUCUGUCUUGGUGUGAUGGGUUUCACAUGUCCAUUCAGUUCAAAGUUCCUGUGUACUGAUUCUGUUGAUCUAUUCUAAUGUGAAGUGAUUUUGUUGGCUCAACAUUCUAUGCAGUGCCAGCGGUCUACAAAAUCACCUGUUAGGCUCUUUAUUCUUUCUGUUUAUUUCUCAAAAUCGGAUCAUUAGAUACUUGCAGAUGCGAGAUCC
Messenger RNA from Panicum hallii, 1161 nucleotides. RefSeq names its product dihydroceramide fatty acyl 2-hydroxylase FAH1-like. The transcript is spliced from 7 exons. Lineage: Eukaryota; Viridiplantae; Streptophyta; Magnoliopsida; Poales; Poaceae. Gene Ontology annotation, molecular function: iron ion binding; fatty acid 2-hydroxylase activity. The coding region runs from base 173 to 883 and encodes 236 amino acids. Gene Ontology annotation, biological process: lipid biosynthetic process; fatty acid metabolic process. Gene Ontology annotation, cellular component: membrane; endoplasmic reticulum. The record is from RefSeq and is a predicted model, not a curated record.